GAUGUAAGUCGAUGUUUUCCCAGUUUAAUUAAUUAAAUGUGUGUGAAAACACACAACUGCACUGUCAAUCCCAUGCAACCUGUAUACUAAUGCACUUCCGCUUAUUGAGGAAAUUGGGGGUGUGUUUUCAAUUAAAAUUCUGUGAAAGAAAUCAAGUUCUGUUUUCAUACAAUGUUGAAAGUUGUUCGCUCCUUUCUUGGUCGACCACCAGUUGAACCACCAUUUGAACCACCACCUCGUAGUAGUCCAUUUUCUACUGCAGCUGGCGGACGCCAUUACCUGUGGAGGGGGUAUGGUCCAGGACGAGGGUCUAACGUCAUUGCUGUGUGGGAUCCAAGCACUGAGCUGUGGAACCUCCUGCCCACCUCUGGACCUCUACCCCCUGGAGAGUGGGGUGGUUGCUCUGUUUGUGUAGGUCAUUGCCUGUACACCUUUGGUGGUUAUGAUGAGUCUUCCUACUACAAUGACAUGAGCAAGCUUGAUCUGGACACUCUCCAGUGGACCAAAGUUCAAACUUCUGGUAGUCAACCUAUGAAAAAGCAUGGUUGUGGACUUGUCCAUGUGAAUGAAAGAACUUUGUGCUGCUUUGGAGGACUCGGUAUUAAGGGUCCCACACAACCAGGAUCAACAUUCACCAAGAGUGAAGCGGUUAGUGGAAGUGGACGAACAAAUGAGUUCCAUUUCUUUGACACACAAAAUGGUGUCUGGUCGUCCCCUGAGCUCAGAGGAGAGAGACCUCCUCCCUGUGAUGACUUCACCUUCACCAUGAUGGACCAGCACAGGGCAGUCUUCUUUGGAGGGUUCCAAUCUGACCGUAGGGUCAAUGAUGUCUACCUGUUUGACUUCAGGACCAUGGAGGUCACUAAGGUGAAGCCAGUACUGGAAGAGCCAUGGCCAGUGGAGAGGUUAGGCCAUGCUGCCUGUUGUCUCAACUAUGGCCAGGACCACCCUCAACUAAUGGUGUACGGAGGAGUGGGUAAUGGCAUCAAGCCACUGGGGGACAUGUGGAUACUUGAUGUUGACACUGGCAAGUGGACAGAGGUGACACCUCCUAAGUCAAUGACACCGCGUUACUACCACUCCAUCACUGCCACCAGUCUGGGACCAGGACUCACUGAUGACGUCCUCGUGUUUGGAGGCCAUUUGUAUACCUAUGAAAAUGUUGCUGACACCACCAUACUGAGAUUUGAGGCGACCGGACCUACAGCGUCUGUUGCUGGACUCUCGGCUGGGAAGUGGGCUCUCGUAGAUGUGGCCCACAACAACACUAGAGGCUCCGCCCAGCGACUGAGUAAAAAGAGGAUCAGACAAGCAACUGCUCGUGCCUCAUCAGUCAGUGAGACCAGCGACCACUCCUCUCAAGACCGGGUGAAGGCUCUGGAACAACAGUUACGAGCAGCACAGCAGAGAGAGCACGACACUCAACGUCGCCACCAACUACAGUUGCAAGAGAAGGAUCGUGAAUUAACUGAGGCCAACCAUCGUCAUGGAGAUGCGGAGGAAAGAGCACAGCUGGCAGAGCAAAGAGAGCAAGCUACACAAUUACUUUUGCAAGAAAAAUAUCGUGAAUUGGCUGAGGCCAACCGUUACCAUGGAGAUGCUGAGACGAGAAACCAAGCACUGAUUGCUGAAAUGGACCGAAUUCAAGAAGGUCUCCGAAGAUCUGACAGGAGAGCCCAGCUGGCAGAGGAGCGAGCAGAUGGUCUGGAAACUCAGUGGGUGGUCCAUCGCGAGGAGAUCACAAUGACAGAGAGACAGCUCGGUUGUGGAGGAUGGGGGGUCGUCAAAGUGGCCAAGUUCCGAGGAAUCAAGGUGGCAGCCAAGACACUGUACGAGCAGCUCAAUUCCGACUAUUACCGACACGUGUUUAUUCGUGAGAUGAACAUGGCGGCUCGUCUGCGACACCCACAUCUGGUCCAGUUCAUCGGAGCCACGCUGGAGGGGAAGAUGAUCAUCCUGACAGAGCUCAUGGCCACCAGUCUGAGGAGAGUGCUGGAGGGAGGUCGUAUCUCACGUGAACACAUCCUCUCCAUCUCUGUGCAGGUCUGUCAAGCCCUCAACUAUCUCCACCUCAUGCAGCCAGACCCAGUGAUCCAUCGUGACAUCAGCAGUGCAAACAUCCUCCUGAACCCUCUACCCAAUGGUCACUGGAGGGCAAAGGUCACAGACUACGGCUCGGUGAACACCCUGCGAGCAUUGGCGACAGAGAAUCCUGGUAAUCCAGUGUACGCUGCCCCUGAGGCAAUAACCCCAUCCCUCCAAUCAACCAAGAUGGACAUGUUCAGUCUGGGAGUGCUCCUGAUUGAGAUGUGUUCUGGCCAGUUUCCGAGUGAUGACGGACGUGAGCGCUUACUCCUUACCAUCCAAGACCGUCAGUUCUUUGACAUCAUCAGUCGAUGUAUCGAUAGAGAGAGAGACAAUCGACCAACCGCUCAACAACUGUUGAAUGAACUACAUUAGAACUGUGUUAAAAAUAAAUAAAUGAAAGCACCGCAGGUGCUGAUGCCUUGAUCGGUGGAGAUGCCAAAGCUACAUCACAUAAAGCCACUAAUAGCUUAAUUUUAUACACAUGAUGAACAUUUUUUAAUUUGCAUGCUGCAUGCAAACUCAAAUAGUGGGUAAUGAUUGACCAUGAUUUUUGUUAAAAACGAUCGAUGCCAAAGUUUAAUGGU
Molecule: messenger RNA, 2672 nt
Organism: Halichondria panicea
Lineage: Eukaryota; Metazoa; Porifera; Demospongiae; Suberitida; Halichondriidae
Exons: 6
Coding region: 172-2460 (762 amino acids)
Biological process (GO): protein phosphorylation
Molecular function (GO): ATP binding; protein binding; protein kinase activity
Source: RefSeq, a predicted model, not a curated record